AUGGAUUUUUCUAGGGAGGAACUGUACACAGUUCCUAUUUGGAUAAAGCUACCCGGUCUGGAUUUUAAGUAUUGGAGCCCUAAGGGACUGAGUAAGAUAGGAAGCUUGAUUGGAAAGCCUCUAAUGGUGGAUAAAAACACCGAGAGGAAAAUUGACCUUAAUUUUGAUAGGCUUAUGGUUGAAGUGGGAAUGGAUUCCAUAUUGCCAGACACAGUUACAUUUAUAAAUGAAAGGGGUUGUCUAAUUGAACAAAAAGUGAGUUAUGAAUGGAAACCAACUCUAUGCAAGUUGUGUAAGAAGUAUGGCCACUCUGAAGAUGUUUGUAGGAAGAAAGUUGCUCCUAAGCCAGUGCAACAUAUUGAGCAUAUAGAAGAUGAAGAGAGAAUAGUAAGAGCAGCUGGUGGAAAACAAGCAGGGGGGCAACAGGAUAGGAAGGCAAAACAAACACAGACUGUUGGAACAGGUGCACAGCCACGAAAUGGUGCUAACACUGCUAAUGUUGCUAUUGGUAAACCAGUGGGAGCAGUAAAGGAAACUGCACCAGCGAGAGAACAGAAGGCAAAUGAUCCUCAGGGGAAUGUGAUUGACAAAUCCAAAGCAAUAAGUGCAGUGAAUGUUGCAUGGGUUACACCAAUGAGAGGUUCUACCACUCAGCAACAAAUGAAGGAUCAAUUGAAAAUGGAAGAGGCAAGACCAUUCCUACUAGUGGGAAUGGCUAGUUUACUAAGCUGGAAUGUCAGGGGUUUGAAUGGCCCUAAUAAGCAAAAGGAGGUUAAGCUCCUUUACAUAGAGGAAAGGGUGGGUUUGAUAGGCCUACUAGAAACUAAAAUAAAGAAGGACAAGAUACAGCAAGUUGCAAAUAAUAUGUUUGGUGGUUGGAAUCAUAUAAAUAAUUUGGAUUACCACUAUAAUGGUAGAAUAUGGAUUACCUGGAGGCCAGAUUUCUAUCAGGGGGAAUCCUGUCUCUGGGCUGAAGUGGUUGAUUUUGCUACAUGUGUGGAUGAGUGUGGAUUAAUUGAGUUGCCACACCAAGGAAACCAGUACACUUGGAGCGAUAAGGGUAGUACCGAGAGAAUUUAUUCAAAGAUUGACUGGGUAUUCAUAAACGAUGAGUGGCUAAACAGUAUGCCAUCCAGCAGAACUAUAUUCUUGCCUGAGGGAGUGAGUGAUCACUGCCCUGCAAAAGUGAACUUGAUUGAGGGACGAUCCAGACAGCAGAGAUCUUUCUUAUACUGUAAUGUAAGGGGGCAGCACCCUCAGUUUCUGCAAUUGGUGAAAGUAGGUUGGGAAAUUCCAAUUCAAGGUUGCAAAAUGCUGCAAGUAGUCAAAAGGUUGAAACUGUUAAAAAGAGAACUUAAGAAGUUGAAUUCUCAAAAUUUUAGAAACUUAGUUCAAGAAGCUGAUACAGAUAGAGCAGAUUUGAGGUUGGCCCAGAGCCAGCUACAAUUAAACCCACAGAACCAGGAUCUUCAAAAGCAGGAGAGAGAUACGUAUGCAAAAUUUAAACAAUCUUCUUACCUAGCUGAAUUGUACCUGCAGCAACAGAGUAAGGUGACGUGGUUGAGAUUAGGGGAUGAUAACACAAGACAUUUCCACUCAGUGAUAAAACACAGAAGGUUGAAGCAAAUCACUACACAGUUAAGAGAUGAUCACGGGGAUUUGCAAUCAGAUCCUGAUGCUAUUGCAAAAAAUUUCCUGAAUUACUAUGAAGAAUUAUUGGGCAGGAGAGUAAACAAUAGAGUGCAAGCUAAAGAAUUCAUCUGGAAGAAUGGUCUAGUUUUGAGUUCAGAUCAGAAACUGAAACUAAUACAACCUUUCACUGAAAAUGAUCGAUGUUCAAGAGGCUAUGUUCAAGAUUGA
Molecule: messenger RNA, 1860 nt
Organism: Lycium barbarum (goji berry)
Lineage: Eukaryota; Viridiplantae; Streptophyta; Magnoliopsida; Solanales; Solanaceae
Exons: 4
Coding region: 1-1860 (619 amino acids)
Source: RefSeq, a predicted model, not a curated record